Messenger RNA from Oncorhynchus mykiss (rainbow trout), 1558 nucleotides. RefSeq names its product COP9 constitutive photomorphogenic homolog subunit 7A (gene cops7a). NCBI's taxonomy places the organism in Eukaryota, Metazoa, Chordata, Actinopteri, Salmoniformes, Salmonidae. The record is from RefSeq and is a predicted model, not a curated record. Gene Ontology annotation, cellular component: COP9 signalosome. Gene Ontology annotation, biological process: COP9 signalosome assembly.
ACUCCCCUCCUCCUUUUCACGUUUCGCCCAAUGAGCAGUGAUGUUCUCCUUUGUUGUUAAACGUGCACUGACGGCGGAACUGAGGGAUUCGGGGGACAGGCUAUCAACUUGAGUUAGCUUACCAAUAAGUUCUCUCUCUUGCCUUCUGUCUUUUUUGCUAGUUCUCUCUCUUGCACACUCUCUCUCACUCUCUGUCUCUCUAUCUCUCAGAUGGAGGUAGAGCAGCUCCUCUCUCUCUCAGGCCCGGCGUUGGCCCAGGCAAUAAGUUCUCUGCUGGAGACACCAGGCCUCUACGUGUUCUCAGACAUCCUUGAGCUGCCCAACGUCAGAGAGCUGGAGACAGGCCCGCACGCUCCAGUGUAUCAGCUACUCAACCUCUUCGCCUAUGGAACCUACUGUGACUAUAAAGAGAGGGCAGCCUCUCUCCCAGAGUUGACCCCAGCCCAGAGGAACAAACUCCGUCACCUCUCCAUCAUCAGUCUGGCAUCUAAUCUCAAGUGCCUGCCCUACUCCCUGCUCCUGCAGCAGCUGGAGCUGAAGAACGUGCGGGAGCUGGAGGACCUGCUGAUUGAGGCGGUCUACUGUGACAUCAUUCAGGGCAAGCUGGACCAGAGGAACCAGCAGGUGGAGGUGGACUGCAGCGUGGGCCGAGACCUGGGGCCCAAUGAGCUGCCCAACAUAGCCAACACACUACAGGAGUGGUGUUCAGGGUGUGAGGCGGUCCUGUGUGGGAUCGAGGAGCAGGUAACCAGAGCCAACCAAUACAGAGAGAGCCAGCUGAAGGUCAAAGUUCAGGUGGAGACAGAGGUGUCAAACCUCCAGAAAACGCUAAAGGCCAGCUCCGCCUCACCGUCGUCCGGCCCCGCCGCCGCUGGAGCCGCAUCCAAUCAGGAUGCAGACCAGCCGGCCGAGCCACGAGACCCCGCCUCCUCUCAGGAACCACGGCAACCGGGCAAGAAGAGUUCAAAGGUCAAAGGGCUCCGUGGAAGUGGGAAGAUCUGGUCCAAGUCCAACUGAAGGCAGAGAGACCCCGCUGAUCCACUGUCAGAUGCACGGACUGAGACACAGGUUGACAGACACAUAGACCCACACAGACUCAUAGACCGAUAAUGUGACCCAUGCACAGACAGACACUGAGAUUAACACACACGUUCACACAUCCUUGCACGCACGGAAACACACACACACAUAUAUACAGACACCGAGUCCGACAGACACACUGUCAGUGAGUGACCGACUUGACACCCAUUCUGAUAGGUGUGUACACACAACCAGACAGACGGACUAUCUGCACUGUGUAUAUACACAGACCCAAACCCAUUCUAACGUGUACACAGAGAGAGAGAGACAGAGAAUAAUCUGCUCUGGGCAGAGCUUUGCUGCUGUCGGGAGAAGCAGCGCCACGGGCACUGAAACCGAAUGUGUGUAUUUGAUGUAUUCUAUUGUGUUACACUUUUUGUUUGUUUGUAUUUUUUUUUCUGCUGAGGAUUGAGUUGAGACGUGUAUAAAAUCAGGAUAUGAAUUGUUGGUAAUAAAUUGAACCCCCUCUAUUCAUUUA